GAAGCUAUCACGCCCGGAUAACUAUCGUUUCGCGAUAGCAAGAUGUCGUUUAUCGCACGAAAUGUGGCCAGAACGUUGGCACAGGCGUCAUGCCGUGGCAUUCAUUCCACGGCCGUAGCUCAAAACCCGCGUCAGGGAAAGAGUGAAGGUCGCAUCACUUGUACGCUGAUUCCCGGCGAUGGUGUUGGUCCCGAGCUGGUGUACUCGGUGCAGGAAGUGUUCAAGGCCGCCGACGUGCCGGUUGACUUUGAGACAUUCUUCCUGUCCGAGGUGAACCCAACGCUGAGCGCACCGCUGGAGGAUGUCGUACGGUCGAUCAACAAGAACAAGGUGUGCCUGAAGGGAAUCCUGGCAACGCCGGAUUUCAGCCGUACCGGUGAGCUGGAAACGCUCAACAUGAAGCUACGUAACGAGCUCGAUUUGUACGCGAACGUCGUGCACGUGGUGAGCCUGGAAGGUGUCCAUACGCGCCACAAGGGCAUCGAUGCGGUCGUCAUUCGCGAGCAAACGGAGGGUGAAUAUUCCGCUCUGGAGCACGAAGCGGUACCUGGGGUAAUUGAGUGUUUGAAGGUUAUUACCGCCCAAAAGUCGGCCCGAAUUGCCAAGUUCGCAUUCGACUAUGCGACCAAGCACAACCGCAAGAAGGUCACGUGCGUGCACAAGGCCAACAUCAUGAAGCUGGGUGAUGGAUUGUUCAUGAGGAAGUGUGAGCAGAUCGGAAAACUGUAUCCCAGAAUUCAGUUCGAAAAGAUGAUCGUUGACAACACGACGAUGCAGCUGGUCAGUAACCCGAAUCAGUUCGACGUGAUGGUGGCCCCGAAUCUGUACGGUAACAUUAUCGAUAAUAUCGCAUCCGGACUGGUUGGUGGUGCAGGUGUUGUUGCAGGUGCUUCGUAUUCCGCCGAGCAUGCCGUCUUUGAACCGGGUGCACGACACACGUUCGCCGAGGGUGUUGGUAAGAACAUUGCCAACCCAACGGCAAUGCUGCUCUGCUCGUCCAAGAUGUUGCGCCACGUCAACUUGCUGCCAUACAGCCAAAUGAUUUUCCAGGCAGUCCAGAACGUACUGCGCGCCGGUAAGGUCCGCACCAAGGAUCUCGGUGGUCAAAAUACGACCAACGAAUUUACCCAGGCUGUCAUUCACAAUCUGCGAUAA
This is a messenger RNA of Anopheles maculipalpis, 1155 nucleotides long. It is a transcript of the gene Idh3b, whose product is annotated as isocitrate dehydrogenase [NAD] subunit beta, mitochondrial. Gene Ontology annotation, molecular function: magnesium ion binding; oxidoreductase activity, acting on the CH-OH group of donors, NAD or NADP as acceptor; NAD binding. Gene Ontology annotation, biological process: isocitrate metabolic process; tricarboxylic acid cycle. Bases 43 to 1155 code for a protein of 370 amino acids. Lineage: Eukaryota; Metazoa; Arthropoda; Insecta; Diptera; Culicidae. Gene Ontology annotation, cellular component: mitochondrion. The record is from RefSeq and is a predicted model, not a curated record. The transcript is spliced from 5 exons.